GGGGGAAAGAAAACCCGGCCCCUCUUACACCACCCCGACUCUUUGGCAUUCAGCGUCAGCAAAAACCCUAAUGUGAUCAAGAUGGAAGUUGUCUAUGGACUUUUCACUGCUCCCCGGCUUUCUGCCUGUCUUUGGGGGCUUCAUUGCCUAUCCGACAGUUUUACAACGAAGAUACUGUCUGGAGUCCAGAAAAUGGCUUGCAGAAACCAAGACUAAGGACUGCUUACAAGAUAAAGCGAAUGUCAAGACACUUGGAAAGAGAUGGGUUCAUAUUACCCAAACAUGGACGGAUUGCUUUUGGUGGAUGAAUGAAAAGGCAACUUGCAAAACAUCCUUGUAUAACUGUACUCAUAGCAAAUCCUUGAUCUUCAACCUAUUUGUUGGAUUAUCACUUGGUGUUUAAUAGCUAAAUAUACAUCUGCUGGAUUAUACAGUAAAGAACUUGUCAACACUGGAGAAUCGACAAGAAGUAACAGUUGUUACUCCAGCAUGAAGUAUCUGAAAGGUUUUUUGGCAAGUUGAAGUAAUAACUGCUUUGGGACAUUUUUGUGACCUCCCUUGCUUAACUAAUAACCAGGUGGAGGUUCAUGUCAGACGGUGCAGAUGGCAGUUGGUACCAUCCAGCUCUACUUCUGAGGACACAAAAGCAGAUCUGGUUCUCCAUCUUCGCCUGGCGUCAAAAGCAGCUCUAUGGGAUAGCAUUGGCUGGCCACCAUGCCGGUAGCCAUACGGAAAAGAAGUUGGGAGGAGCACGUGACUCACCCUUCAGGAUUACAGUACAGCUAUGAUGAUCUGGAUCUGGUCUGCUGUCAUGGAGUUGACAGCGAGGGGCCUUGGAUGGGAGCAGGGGCUUCCACAACAGGUCGACGGACAAGGUGUGCCUCUAUGCCAGAGGGGUGCCAUCAACUGCCCUCAGAGGACAUCUCUCAGACACUUGAAAUGACAGCUUCUGUUGCAAAUGACGAUACUGAAUCAGAACAGUUGAAGCUAAUGGAAAACAAUGAAAAAGUUCUGCUGGAUUUGCAGGAGUCAUUUCAUGACUUGGUGGAUGUUGACAUUCCCCAAAGGAACUGUGUAUCAGAUCAUCUCCAAACUGCAAGCAAGGGGAAUUCUGGAAAGUUUCACUGUAACUCAAACAGUGGGAUGUCUACUGCAAAUAUUUCUUCUGCAGCUGAUAGCAGCAGUCACAGUGGGAAAACUAUCAGCGGAAAAGGUGAAGUUCGCACAGAGAGUCGCCAGAGUCUCGACAUCUGCGAUGACGAUAAUGUCUUUAAAAUGCCACAUAUCUCGCGUGAAGAGCAACAAUGCAUCUCUAUCUCCUCAGACAAUGGGCUUUCACUGUCUGAAUCUGCUGGUGAGCAGCCUGGCAGACUUCCAAAUCAUCAGGAAACAAAGGAGAGCCAUACAGAGGGUUACAGGAGACCUCCUGAAAUCUCUGAGGCCACACUAAAGCGGUCCUCUGCUGCUGAACUGGAACCUCAAACUGACCUCCCAGAUGUUGAGGAAGAGAAGAUUUCCACCUCUGAGAAUGCCGGUGCAAAUGUAAACUUACCUGUUGGUGUGCUUCACAGUUCAGUUGAUAUAAUGGAGGGUGGUGAUAUGAUGUCACCGGUUAACAAAACUGUGGAACCAGUUGUGACUUUAGUGGUAGACAGAGAAAGGGACCGAGGAGUAACUGAAAGCUGGAGCGCUAAUUCUGCUGACAAGCUGGAUAAAUCAAAUGACCUAGAAACUUUAAAUGAAAAUACAGGACUUAAACAUCACUCAAGAGACAUUCGAGGAGGAGAGCAAGAUCGUCAUGACCGCACUAGGAUAUUGGAUCCGGCUCAUGGUUGUGAAAUAUCUAACCAGACUUUGCUUGAACAGCCUAAUAUUGAAAUGACAGGGAUGAACGGGCCUCAGGGAGGGGAAAGUGCACAAGCACGAAGCAGCGAGAAAACAGCAGAAGUCAGGUAUUGGCCAAUCACAUCAUCUGAUAUUUGUUUCAAAGGUCAUUAUUGCUCUAUGACAGUUAACAGCAAUGUGUCCUCUGAACAAGUGGAUACCGGAUAUUCAGAAAAAGACCCCACACAGACAAACAUUACUCAGUGUGCAGACCAGUAUGUGGAAACAACAACCUCCGUAAGUAAACCAACAGAAGACAUGGACGUAAGCUUGGUGUCCAAAGACUUGUUUUUUUGUGAUGAUCAAACCCCUGCUCAGCAGUUGGAAAAUAAUUGUUCAAAACUGGACACUAUCCUUGAAGUCAGCUACGUUGAGCCAGAAGACAUCCCAGUACUGGAUCCUCAAAAGAAAAUUGCCUUGUAUGUCACCCAAAAUCCAGAUGUUCAGCACUCUCAUACGGAUGAUAAAAGUGCAGCUACUGAGCAGCACGCCCAGAACCUGCCAUCAUGCUCUGCAGAGGUCAACCAUGAGCUCUUACUGGAGGGAAUCCAUGGAAACCAAGCCUCGGGUUGUUACUUCAGUGAGUCACCUGCCUCUGAGGUGGCAGAUGGUCAGAGGGAACACCACAGGCCAGGAGCCACCGUCUCUAGAAUGGAGGAAACAGUUGAGGCUGCACACAUAGUUACUUACAACGACAGACACCUUGCCAGUCCAGUUUUAGAUGGAACAAAUGAGCAUGGAGAUCUGAAAGAAGACAGUGUGGUCAAAGUGCGCAUGAGAAAGCGUGAGCAUGUUCGAUUGGACUCAAUGGUGUUGCUGCUGAUGAAGCUGGACCAGUUGGACCAGGAAAUUGAGAAUGCCCUCAGUGCCACUUCCUCUAUGGACAGCACCCCCACCCUCCAUCAACGACAACUCCUGGACUUGGAUUUAGGAUCUGUACCAGCAGCAUCACAAAACCCUCCACAUCCACAUGUUCCUGCUGCCUCCAUCUCAGGACCUGCGCCUGCCCUUGGAGCAAAACCUAAGAGUGGGAGCACCUCUCCCAUUCCCGACAAAGAAAAAGCUGAGAUUGAAGCCAAAGAGGCCUGUACCUGGCUCCGGGCAGCAGGGUUCCCACAGUACGCCCAGCUUUAUGAAGAUGCCCAGUUUCCAAUUGACAUCUCUUCAGUCACCAGAGACCAUGACUUUCUCGAUCGGGAUGCAAUUGAGGCUCUCUGCAGGAGACUGAACACCCUCAACAAGUGUGCUUUAAUGAGACUGGAGAUAUCACCGCAAAGAAAACGAAGUGAGGAUUCUGAUGAGGAUGAGCCUUGUGCCAUCAGUGGCCGCUGGACCUUCCAAAGGGACAGCAAGCGCUGGUCCCGUAUGGAGGAGCUGGAGGUUUUCUCCACACUGUCCACAGAUGCCACCCAGGCCCCAUCAUUCCCCAAGGACCAAGUAUCCCAAAAAGGCAAGCUCGCCCUGCGUGAAGGCAACAGUUCAGAGAGUGUGCUGACCGACCUCAGUGAACAGCCGGAAGUGGGCUCCAUCCACAGCAGCGGGAGUGCAGGAAGAGGAGAAGAGAAGGGCCAUGGUGCCGCCCUGGUAAAUGAGGCUGUACCUGCAGGUGCCACUCGUGCCAGCUCUGUAGCAAGCAUGUGUUCAUCCUCGGGUACAGGCGGGUCAGGAUGCGCUAAUGAAGACUCUUUGUCUGAUGGGUUACCCCCAUCGCCCCUGGAGACACUCGGACAAUUCACAUUUGAUGUGAAAACAGGGAUAGGAGGACUAGGAGGGAGUCUGGACAGAGGAGGAGGAAGUGGCAAAAGCACACGCUCACGAGCUAAGAGCUUCCUAAAGAGGAUGGAGAGUCUACGGCUACGCAGUGGCACCUCUUCCAAGAGGAAGAAGAAGGGGAGCACCAAUGGAGGGAAGAUAGAAAUCAGUGGCCCUGUCAUCAAAGAGGGUCUAGAUGAUGACAAGUUGAGGAGGCUCAAUUGUGUGGACAUCUCCAGUAUCAACCUCAACCAGAACCUCAAUCACCACCGCAAUCCCACGCAGACCAUGACACUUCACCGGAAUCGCUCUGUAUCCUACUCCACUCAGACCAGCAACGGCAGCACUGGAAGUACAGGGAGCAGCCAGUCAGAAGCCAGCAGUGGCAGUGCAGUGAGCACGCCAAGCCCAGUGACUCGCGCUCGCAGCCACAGCACAGCAGCGGGCUCUAGUAAGAGAGGAGGAAUGUAUUUGGAGGGUUUUGAUCCUUUUAGCAUUCCCCAACAAGGUUCAGAUCAUCAGCCAACACCCCAACCCAAAUCUACCCCAACCAUCCCCUGCCAAGCUAGUAAUGGGAUGACAGUUGAUGAGCAGAACCGCAGGAAUAACUGCAGUGUUCCAGACAAUAGCAGACAAGUGGAGGAAGAAGAGGAGGAGGAGGGUAUGAUCUUCUUCUACUUACCAGAAGGUCACAAGCCUGGAACUUUCCCCAAAGCCCUGCAAGACGGGAGUUCGCGCAAUAACAAUGGGAAUGAUAACGGAAACUCAGUGAUCCUCAGGGGACGUCAAAGUAGACGCCACCGUCACGGCUCUUCAGGCUCCAUCGAGAGCCGGCUCAGUUUUUAUGACAAUGUCCCCUACACAGAGAGAGAAGAAGAGGGAGAGGAGGAAGAGGGGGAUGAACGCAAACUGGAAGAAGUGCUACAACAUGUCAGCGGCCUGCAGCGUUUUAACACCUGGUCAGAGGCUGUGGCCGGUGAAGAGGAGGAUGAGGAGGAAGAUGAAGAGGAGGAAGGAGACUCGGACUCAGCACUGGACUCAGCCUCCCCAUGCCCGUCUUCUCCUCUGCAGAACCGACUGGAAGAGACUGAGAACGGAAGUGACCAAGACAGCACAGGAAACCCGGUGGGCGAGGGAGAGGAAGGGAUGAGAGAAAGAAGAGAUUCUGGUGUUGGAGCAUCUCUAACCCGAACCAGCAGGCCACAGAAACUCCGCUGGCCGAGCUUCCAGAACUCCCAUCGGCCCAGCUUGGCCUCUGCCCAGCUCCAGAUUAGCUGCCAGUCUGUGUUACAGAUGAAUCUGCUCCAGAAGCUCUCCCUGCUGCAGCUCACUGCUCUGCUGGAGAAGCAUACCCCUACAAACAAACAUGGCUUCAGCUGGGCUGUGCCAAAGUUUAUGAAGCGGAUCAAGGUGCGCGACUACAAAGACAGGAAUGUGUUUGGUGUGCCACUACAAGUCAUCGUCCAGCGGACAGGCCAGCCCCUGCCUCAGGGAAUCCAGCAGGCCAUGCGCUACUUGCGUAAUCAGUGCCUCGACCAGGUGGGUCUUUUCAGGAAGUCAGGAGUCAAAUCUCGAAUCCAAGCUCUGCGCCAGAUGAAUGAGGCAAGCGGCGCCGACGGAGGAGGAGUCAGCUACGAGGGCCAGUCGGCUUAUGACGUUGCAGACAUGCUGAAACAGUACUUCAGAGAUUUGCCAGAACCCCUGCUCACUAGCAAACUGUCUGAGACCUUCCUCCAGAUCUAUCAAUAUAUGCCUAAAGAGCUCCGCCUGCAGGCAGCUCGUGCCGCCGUGCUGCUGCUGCCCGAUGAGAACCGAGAGGCGCUGCGGACGCUGCUGUGUCUGCUGAGUGACGUGACGGCCAGCGUGGCCGAGAACCAGAUGACUCCCACCAACCUGGCUGUUUGUCUGGCCCCUUCUCUCUUCCACCUCAACACCCUGCGCCGCAAGGAAAGCUCCUCGCCAAGGGUGAUGAACCGGAAGCAAACGCUGGGAAAGCCGGACCAGAGAGACCUGAAUGAGAACCUGGCUGCCACUCAUGGCCUGGCACACAUGAUCCAGGAGUGCAGGAAACUCUUCCGGAUUCCAGAGGAGAUGAAUCGCUGCAGGAACUCCUAUGUGGAGCAGGCGCUGCUUCCUCGGCGCUUGGAGGAUCUUGCAGGUGAAGAGGCCGGGCAAGGAGGCUACAGGGCGUACCUACGGGACAGCCUAGAUGCCCUCCUCAAAGAAGCCAAGGACAAGUUCAGAGGUUAUGACAGCUGCUCCACGCCCGAGCACGCCGAGCUGGCCUACAGAAAGGUGCAUGAUGGGUUUCCACUGCGGCUGUGGAAGGUGACCGUGGAGGUGCCUGCAAGUCCUGAGGAGGUUCUGACACGAGUGCUGCGGGAGCAGGGCCACUGGGACGAGGACCUCCUCGAGAGCCGAGUGGUGGAGACCCUAGACGAGAGGACGGAGGUCUACCAGUACGUCAGGAACACCAUGGCUCCACAUCCCACCAGAGACCAUCUGGUGCUCAGAACAUGGCUAACAGACCUGCCAAAGGGAGCAUGUGCACUUGCGUGUAUAUCUGUGGACCACGAAGGGGCACCAGUUGUAGGCGUUCGGGCCAAUGUCCUCACCUCACGCUACUUCAUCGAGCCCUGCGGAGCCAACAAAUCCAGACUCACGCAUAUUUCCAGAACCGACUGCAGGGGUCGUUUUCCAGAGUGGUACAAUAAACUGUAUGGACACUUGUGUGCUGCUGAGUUGGCGCGGAUACGUGACUCAUUCACUACACCCAUGGACAAAUGAGAAAGCAGUGUGCAAUUGGGGCACCAGCAGUCUCAAAAGCUUCUUUGAACCCUGGCCUCUUGGACCACAAUUUGGAUCCUAGUGGGAACGUGAAAUGACCCAUUCCAACCAUUCUGACAGAGAGGUAGACGGGGUCCAAACCUCUUUAUACACACAUUUAAAGGACGAACCCUGGAUUCUGCAUUGAAGGAUUUUUUUUUUUUUCUUUUUGUUGCUCUGAUCAUGUCACAACAGACUGAUGUCAUAAUUUUGAAACUGUUUUAUUGGAGCUCCAGGAGGUGUGUGCUGUCAAGAGGACUCAUGUCGCACAAACGUUUAUCUGGGCCAAAGGACAUGAUGACGCUGAUACAGGAUGUGAUGUUUAAACUUAUCCAAAGGGUGCUAUUGCUUCUGAGAAGCAAGGGGGAUUCAGUGUGUGCGUGUGUGUGUGUGUGUGUGUGUGUGUGUUUGUCUGUGCAAAGCAAAAAACGGUUAAAAAAUACAUAUUCUUGCACUGGUUUCCAGUCGCAUCAUAAUGUGUACAUACAGUAUUCUGUUCAGAGUAAUGGUUGGUGUCUGUCUUAGGUUACCUCUGUCCCUUUUAUUGUUACAGCAAAGCACAGGAGGAAUAGCAGACAACAUUAUGGUCAGUUGACUGAUGAAUCCAUGGGUGAAGAAAGAUGCGAAUGUGCUGGUAAUAUGCGGACUGAGUGGAGACAAUAGACGGGAUAUUGUGAAAUAACAGGUGGCUGAUAGCACAGAGGGUUUUUGUGUUGCAGUAGCGAAAGGCAGAGACAGAUGACUACGGUGGCUGGCUCACCAAAAAGAAAGAAAAGAUCAAAGAAAGAAAGGGCCUCAUUUAUAACAUAGAAAUUGUUGUUUCCUCAUUUCCUCAGGAGGAAUUUAAUCCAGUUAGCCUGAGUGUGUCAUGAGUUUGAUAUGGGAGUUGUUUUUGUUCUUGAAUAUACGUGAGAAGAAUUAGUUACUAUGCUAGUAUAUUCAAGAACAACAUGUAGCCUUUUCAAGAACAUUAAGAGCCUAUAAGGAACUGUCUGUGACUGAGGCUCAGUGUUAGAGAAAGGAAAUGUUGCAUGAUCUGCAAAAUCACGCAGACAAACUAAAACAUAAAACCAACAGAUUUAAUGGACCAAAUUUAGAAAAAGCUAAAAAGAAGUAGCUCUUUGUUAGACGUAGUUUUGGUAAGAGCACAAAAAUGGUAGGUCGGACAUCCCUUGUAAGCAUUAAAAAAAAAGAAAUAAUAAGGAAAAUAUAGUAUUAGUAUUUUGAUAUAUAUGAGAACAGAAAAAAGAAAUGAUGCACUGUUCUAAAUUGCAACCAGUAACUCUGUCUAGCCCUAUAAGAAAAGAUGAGAAGUAAACAGAAAAAAAUGGUCCUUUUAUAAAGGUGGAGAUUUUACAGGUUUUACUGUAAAGAAGAGGGCAGAUUGAAUGUUUGUGUGACUUAAAAGGAAGGAAAAUAUCUUUGCAUAUGCUCUUUUCUCUGUACCGUCUUGUCAGUGUUUAAAAAGAAGUAAGAGAUCUGGGGUCCUCAUAACUAAGUUGACCUUCUUCAUCCGUAACGUUCAUGCUUCAAUCUGAGGGCUCGCUUUUCUUCAUGUUAAUGUAUGAUUAAUUCACUAAGCCAUUGUUCGUAUCAUAAAUGUUUGUAACUAUAACUGUGUCCCUGCCAAAUAAUAACGCAUGACAAUGACAGUUAAUUUAAAACAAAUAUAUUUAUACCUCAGAUAUAUGUUUGUUUUGUAUCAUACCAUUUUAUUUUAUUUUAUUGUAAAUGUUAAGCUUUGUGUUACAGAAAUGAAUAAAUGUUUUAUCUUUUUUAUUAAUAUUAUUUCUGUACAGGUUAAUCAAA
This is a messenger RNA of Xiphias gladius (swordfish), 8271 nucleotides long. It is a transcript of the gene dlc1, whose product is annotated as DLC1 Rho GTPase activating protein. Lineage: Eukaryota; Metazoa; Chordata; Actinopteri; Istiophoriformes; Xiphiidae. The record is from RefSeq and is a predicted model, not a curated record. The transcript has 18 exons. Bases 715 to 6423 code for a protein of 1902 amino acids. Gene Ontology annotation, biological process: actin cytoskeleton organization; regulation of Rho protein signal transduction; signal transduction. Gene Ontology annotation, cellular component: focal adhesion; membrane raft. Gene Ontology annotation, molecular function: protein binding; GTPase activator activity; lipid binding.